Scomber japonicus (chub mackerel) is the source of this 581-nucleotide messenger RNA. It is a transcript of the gene mrps21, whose product is annotated as mitochondrial ribosomal protein S21. Gene Ontology annotation, cellular component: ribosome. Gene Ontology annotation, biological process: translation. The transcript is spliced from 2 exons. Bases 18 to 281 code for a protein of 87 amino acids. The record is from RefSeq and is a predicted model, not a curated record. Gene Ontology annotation, molecular function: structural constituent of ribosome. Lineage: Eukaryota; Metazoa; Chordata; Actinopteri; Scombriformes; Scombridae.
CUCGCACCGGUCUCGUCAUGGCGAGACACCUUCGCUUCGUAGCUCGGACAGUGAUGGUUCAAGAGGGCAACGUUGAUGCUGCGUACUCAACUUUAAACAGGAUCUUGUCCCAGGAUGGGAUUAUUGAAACAGUGAAGCGCAAGCGCUACUACGAGAAGCCCUGCCGAGAGCGACAGCGGAAGAACUUUGAGGCCUGCAAACGAAUCUACCACACUGAAAUGGCAAGGAAGAUUGCCUUCAUCUCCAGGACAAACAGAGAGGACCCCUGGGUGGGUUGCUAGUGAAAUGGAACAUGAUAAAAGAGCGAUUUUAUCAGUGGACUGGUUAAGACGGACGCCAGCAAAGUGGAAGAAGUGAACAGAAUCAACACAAUGUCACCAUCAUGUCUGAAUGAAAAGUAACUUUCAUGUUUUGGCUUGUUUAGUAGAAAGAAGACUCAUGUUUUUUUAUGUUAUUUUGUUUGUGCUUGAAGAGAAAUAUUCACACUUGGUUAUUUGAACAUUUUAUUGUCUUUCCACAUCAUCUUAGUGAAGAAGCCAAUAAAUGUAUAACAUGUUCUAAAAAAAACUGCAGUUGGUGAA